This is a messenger RNA of Acanthochromis polyacanthus (spiny chromis), 1165 nucleotides long. Its product is annotated as ALK and LTK ligand 2-like. Bases 2 to 424 code for a protein of 140 amino acids. Gene Ontology annotation, molecular function: receptor tyrosine kinase binding; receptor signaling protein tyrosine kinase activator activity. The transcript has 4 exons. The record is from RefSeq and is a predicted model, not a curated record. Lineage: Eukaryota; Metazoa; Chordata; Actinopteri; Pomacentridae. Gene Ontology annotation, biological process: positive regulation of ERK5 cascade; positive regulation of ERK1 and ERK2 cascade.
GAUGCUCCUCCCGCGGCUGCCGGUUCUGUCCGCCCUGCUCGUCCUGCUGCUGGCUGCGGGUCGCUGCACCGCUGCUGCGCUGCUCAGAGGCACCGGCAGCCGGCCGGAAGGUCCGGAGGAAGGCCGGAGAGCGCUGGAGCCGGUCGGGCGAUCUGAGAGGGCCGCGGCACUGCUGGAAGGAGCCAAAGCCCCGGAGAGAGGAGGCCGGUCUCACUACGGACUGGAAGGUCACCUCAGAGAUCUGCAGCACAAGGAGAAGUUCAUCAUCCACCUGACAGGUCCGCUGUCCUUCGACCCAAAGUGCAGGAGGCAGUUCCACAGGUUGUACUACAACACCAGGGACUGUAGAGUUCCUGCCUAUUUUAAAAGAUGUGCUCGUCUGCUGACUCAACUGGCCAGGAGCCCUCGCUGUACAGAGAGAUAAACACCUACAAUGGUACGACUCUGCUGAGACAUCCAUCUACACAAAGCUAAAUAUACGUCCUGAACACUGAAAACCAGACGCAACACAGGUUUACAGUGGAGGCGGCUGAACUACAACUGGACGGGAGGAGUUAGACACAAAAAGAGACACAAAAUGACAACAAAGAGACACAAAUCAACCACAAAGAGACACAAAACGACAACAAAGAGACACAAAACGACAACAAAGAGGCACAAAACAACAACAAGGAGACACAAACCACCACCUGAUUCUUCAUUCUCUCCUUUACAGACGCUGGACAGGAAGUGUUGCCGUGACAAUGAGGAAGAGGAGGCGGGGCUUACCGACGAGGUUCAUCACUGUAGAAGUUCUCCAGCCAAUAGAAACUCAGUGCUGCAGCCAAUGGACUCUGCCGACUGCACUGUUUGCUGUUCUGCUGUUCUGUCAGACGACCAAUCAGCUCGCACCUCUGGACCGAACGGAUUCGUUUUGUUUCUGGAAUUAGAUUUGGACGGAAUCUGGACCACCGAUCCGGUGCUGGACCUGGUUCUCCUGGGUUCUAACAGAGCGCAAACUGAUGGCUGUUUUGGUUUCCUGGACCAUGAAGUGCUUCUGUAGAGGAACCGAGGACCAAAGCUUCAUAACCGCUUAUUAAAAACUGAUGUUUCCAACAAUAUUCUGUGUAUUUAUUCUGUUGAUGCUGAAACGCAGCGAGGAAUAAAGGCAAAUGUUUCAUAGAUA